AUGUGGCAGGGUCUAUUGGAGAUUGGAGGAGCUUAUGCCAAUGGAAAUCAGUCGUCAUAUGAUCCUGACUACGUACCGACAGGUCCCAUGUACUGGAAUGCCAUUGCCUUUCAUAGGUAUGCUGCAAUUUCUACUCUUUGGAGCUACUUGGAAAUGGAAAGGCAGUUCAAGGUGUAUGUGUACAAAGAAGGGGAGCCUCCUAUUUUUCACAAUGGUCCUUGUAAAAGCAUUUAUGCUAUGGAGGGGAAUUUUAUUCAUCAGAUGGAGAUGACCAAGUUUAGGACCAGGGACCCAAAUAAAGCACAUGUUUACUUCCUUCCAGUGAGUGUGACAGCAAUCGUCCACUUUAUAUAUGAAAGCAAAUUGAGGGAUCAUUGGAAACCAAUGAAACGAACAGUCAGGGAUUAUGUCGAUCUUGUUUCUGGAAAAUACCCUUACUGGAAUCGAAGCCUUGGAGCAGAUCAUUUCAUGCUUGCUUGCCAUGAUUGGGGGCCUGAACUUUCCUCGUCAGUUCCUGAGCUGUAUAGUAACUCCAUUCGUGCCCUGUGUAAUGCCAAUAGCUCUGAAGGAUUCAAUCCUCGAAAAGACGUUUCUUUUCCAGAGAUACACCUUCCUCGCGGUACAUUGGAAGGCUUAGUCGGGGGUCCAUCCCCCUCACAGCGGACAAUCCUGGUAUUCUUUUCUGGAGGGCUUCAUGGCCCUAUUAGGCCCGUGCUUUUUGAGCACUGGGAAAACAAAGACGAGGACGUCCAGGUUCACAGGUACUUACCGAAGGGUGUUUCAUACUAUGGGAUGUUGAAGAGCAGCAAGUUCUGCAUUUGUCCUAGCGGUUACGAGGUUGCGAGCCCAAGAUUGGUGGAGGCACUCUACACUGGCUGUGUCCCUGUACUCAUCAAGGACCAUUAUGUGCUGCCAUUUAGUGAUGUUCUGAACUGGAAGAUGUUCUCGGUUGAAAUUCCCCUGAAGAAUAUUCCAAACUUGAAAAAAAUUCUUAUGACUAUUUCUACAAGACAGUACAUUAGGAUGCAGAGAAGGGGUAAACAAAUCAGGCGGCAUUUUGAGCUUAAUUUGCCUCCAAAGCGGUAUGAUGUGUUUCACAUGAUUCUUCAUUCCGUUUGGCUUAGAAGGCUCAAUGUUCAACUUCAUGGGAUGAGGGAUCCCUAA
This is a messenger RNA of Coffea eugenioides, 1164 nucleotides long. RefSeq names its product probable glycosyltransferase At5g03795. The transcript has 3 exons. Bases 1 to 1164 code for a protein of 387 amino acids. Gene Ontology annotation, molecular function: glycosyltransferase activity. NCBI's taxonomy places the organism in Eukaryota, Viridiplantae, Streptophyta, Magnoliopsida, Gentianales, Rubiaceae. The record is from RefSeq and is a predicted model, not a curated record.